Molecule: messenger RNA, 6892 nt
Organism: Lepisosteus oculatus (spotted gar)
Lineage: Eukaryota; Metazoa; Chordata; Actinopteri; Semionotiformes; Lepisosteidae
Source: RefSeq, a predicted model, not a curated record
UUCCCCGGCCGCAGAGAGGGAGAUAGGCGAGCAGGGCGCUCUUUUCAAACACAUAUCGAUUAAACUAUCGUUUUUAUGCAGGACGUUGCAGUCUAGCUCGUUGCUUUCGAGAGGGGCCUUUUCUGGUGCUUUUUCCCUGCAUGUGCCACAGGCCGACGUUGAUGUUGGUGGUGCUGUUUUGUGCUUUACAGUUUGGCCUAACAGGUCACCCAUUGCCGCACUGAAACACCAUUCAUUCCGUUUACAGCGCUGUAUUAACCCUGUUUCGGCGAUGGCUCCUCUGGGUGUGAUUAACGGCCUGCCGGGUCUCUAGGGCGGGCAGGUAGCGUUGUGUGCAGCACUAUGUUGGAGCCGGACACGAACAGAAGCGUUUGAAACCGCUGGGGAUGUCUGGCUGAGCGGUUCUUAACCUGGGUUAAUAGGUGUUCGGGCUGGAGAAGACAUGGCUGGGGUUGUCGCUAUGGCAUCUGUUAUCGAAGACUUUGAGAAGCAGCCAUGCAAGAGACAAAGAAAGGAUGGCGAGACCGCGGCGGCUAAAACGAUCACCAGUUACUUCCUGCCCAUGCCCAAGGCCGUGGAGAAGCCCUUCUCCCCCCCCAGGUCCAGCAACAUCCUGGAUUACUUCCGGAGGACCCCUCCGGCCGAGGGCGGGAGCGGGGCGCCAGAGCCGGCCAGGGAGAACGGGCACAAGCCCUCCGAAGCGCUUGGCGCCGGCAGCGGGCGGCAGCGUCUCCGGCGGGGCAGGAAGCCGGGCAGGAGCUUGAGCAGGCAGCUGCAGGACUCCCAGACAGACCGCUCCCCGGACGUGCCGGUGAUCUCCGACCCCGGACCAGACGGCUCUGGGGGCACGCCGGCCGUUGGCGGCACAGCGGGGGGUCCCGGCGACGCGGCCCCGCUCCUCGCCGAGACCUGCGCGGAGGCCCAGGAGGGAGAGGCCGGGGGCUCGGAGGUGCCAGAGCCAGUGUCCGUAAGGAGUCCGACGGAGAAAUCUAAACCCCCCAAGAGGAGGAGCUUGGCGAAGAAGCCGCGGGGCGCAUCCGCUUGCGCAGGAGAAGACUCGGAGGGGAAAGGGAAGAAAGGCAAACCUGACGCCCGGAGCAGCAGGGGAACGAAAGCCGAGCAGCAGCAGCAGCAGCAGCAGCAGCAGCCGCAGCCUUUGGCUGAUUCCCAGGAGUCCGAGCCGUCUCUGUGCGACACCAGCCUGGAGGUGCACGUGGACGAGGCCUCCCGGCUGAACGACAGCACGGUCACCAUCUCCUUCGAGGACUUCCUGGAGAGCCAGAAGCAGCAGCAGGAGGAGCAGGCGGAGGAGAAGCGAGGCGCUCCGGAGAGCCCCGAGCCUGUGGCCGUCGCCCCCGGGGGAGUGGAUGUUCGAGCGGAUGCCGACCCCGGCGCCCCCCAGCGCGCAUCGCCCAGAACCCUCACUGUCCAAGCGGAGGUGCACCAGGACUCCGGGGGCCCUCGCUCCCCGGAGCUGGCCAGGAGAGUGGCCUCCAUCUUUGUCAGGAAGGGGGAGGACGGCGGCGCGCAGGGCAGGACGAGCGAGCCGGCGGAGGCCGAGAGGUCGGAGCUGCUGCCUGCGAUGCCCAAGCGGAGGUCCAACGUGGUGCUGGAGGAGCAGGACCUUGAGCUGGCGGUCAUCGAGGCUGCCGCCAAGCCCAAGUGCUCCCAGGCGGAGAGGAAGCAGUUCAUGAAUGCCUUCAAGCAGCCCGCGGGAGAGAGCCUGCGGGGCAAGGCGAGGAAGGGCCCGGGCAAACAGAAAGAUGGCUGUGACCAGACGCCGGGGCAGCCGGGAGAAGAGGCCGAGCCGGGGGAAGACCCCGCCGGGGAGGGGCCUUCCCCGAGCGCUGAGGCUCUAGGGGCCGCCGGCAGUGAGGACAAGGAGCCGGGGGCCACAGAGGAGGCCCCUGCGUGCGAGCCGGGGGCCAGCAGGCUGAAGAGAAGGGGUAGGAAAAAGCAAGCCGGGGCUGUCGGAGAAACGCCGGUCAUCGCCGCGACCCCAGCCGCUGCAGAAGGAGCCCCGCUGGGCCAGGGCGAGGCGGAGGCGGAGGCGGAGGCGGAGGCGGGUGGGGAGAGCUCCGUCACGCCGCUCUCGACGCCAGUCAGAGGGCAGGCUGCCCGGAGACUCACCAGGGGCAGUGCCCGCCAGUUAUCAUCGCCCAGCCCGCUGACCUCGCCGGCCCCCGGGGCAGGGGGGGCAGCUUCCUCGCAGGGCAGCCCAGCGCGGGUGUCCACCCCUCGAGCGCACAGCUUCAGGAGCGGGGUGUACAGAUCGGAGAUGCUCUCGCCCCCUGACGACAAGGAGAGUCCCAUCAGGAUGAGGUUUUCCCGUGUGUAUCCUCGUUCUGGAAGGAAGGCUGGCGAUGGAAGUGAUUUUGAAAUGACUCCACUGAGAUCGAAGAAACCUGGCGCUUUGAAGAGCAGGAGGAAAGCCAAAAGACUGGUGGAGAAGGCCAGGGCUCUCCAGCAGAGCAAGAGCAAGGCAGCUCCUGAGGAGAGAGGCACGCCCCGGCGCUCCUCUCGAAACCUGGACCUGAAGAGGAAGACCUACUGCGAGGAUGAGGACUCGGUGCUGUUGGUAGAAGAUGUGAGGCGGGACAGCGGACCAGCUCCAGCCGCACAGACGCAGCAGCUGCGCAGCCUGAACGACGUGCUGGGGAAGAACACGGCCGCAAGCAAGGCAGCGAAGAGCCCUGCAGGGUCAAACGUGGCACCUCUGUUCCUGGGGAAAAAGGCACAGAAGCAAUCUGGGAUCAUCUCCAUUUUUGAUGACAGCAGUCGCGACGAGUCCGAGAACUCGCAGGACGACGAGCAGUUCAGGGCCAGGAGGGAGUUUCUGAAGAGCGGCCUGCCGGAGUCCUUCAAGAGGCAGAUCGCCAAGAUGGCUGCCAGCCGGGAGGCCUACGCCACCUCCUGCGCCUCCUUCCUCCCCGUGGUUCACGUGCUGCAGGAAACCCCCGAUUGCCCUCUCUGGAGUCUGCCGUGGCCCACGUCUCGGCUCCUGAAGCAUCUGAGAGGAGACCCCGGCCCCCCCCAGCCCACAGGGCUGCCCGGACCGCUCGUGGGCUUCAAGACCACGCCAGCCCCGAGAGCAAGGACAUCCAGGGGGCCGGGCUGCAGCGAGGAUUUCUCAGAGCAGGUUCGGAGGUGCCUGCUGGAAGAGAUUAGGGCUUCGAACCCUCUUUUCCCCGUGAGAAGGUUCUUCAACUGGUUCCUGAAGAAACGCAGCGAGCACCUUCUUCUGCAGAGCAGCGACAUGGCAGCAGCUCCCGGUAUGCCCUGCAGUGCCCCUGUCCCCCAGCUGCCCGCGGGGGGCAAACGGAAGUGGGGGGAGGGUGGGGCAGGUGGGGCACCCAAGCGGCAGCGGGCGGCGGCAACGGCGGGGGGGGAGGAGGACGUGAUCGUGAUCGCCGACGACUCGCCGGACACCGCGCUGGGGGGCGCCCGGACGGGCGGCGCGGAGCUGGCGGGGGGGCAGGCCAGGCCAGGCCGCGCGCGGAGGCGCAGGCGGCCGGACCGGGAUGGCGGCGAGGCGGUCGUGCUGGACGACAGUCCCACAGCAGGCGCUGCAGCUGGAGAGGGAGACUCGGCAGAUGGUGUGAAAGAAGACGUGUUGUGGACUGAGAAGUACCAACCUCAGCACUCCAGCGAAGUCAUUGGGAAUUCGGUAGCAGUCAAGAAGCUGCACAGCUGGCUGAAGGAGUGGAAGCUGAGGGCCGACUGUGAGGAGAAGAAGAAGUUGAGGGAGAAGAGGCAGGAGGACGACAGCGCCGACGCGUGGGACUGCGGCGACUUCAGGGGUGAGGACGGCGAGGAGGACCUGCUGUGCAACACGGUGCUGAUCACGGGCCCCCCCGGCGUGGGCAAGACGGCCGCCGUGUACGCCUGCGCGCAGGAGCUGGGCUUCAAGGUGUUUGAGGUGAAUGCGUCGUCGCAACGCAGCGGCAGGCAGAUCCUGUCCCAGCUGAAGGAAGCCACGCAGUCCCACCAGGUGGACAUCCAGGGUGUGAACGCGCACAAGCCGGCCUACUUCAACAGCACCAGCACCAGCACCUCUAGGCCCGGUGGCUCUCCAAGAAAGGGAAAUUCUCCGAGGAGGGUCGUGUCAUCUCCCAGAAAGUCCCCUCGAAGGGCGAGCCCCAAGAAGGGGGGUCUGGCUCCCACAAGUCUCGCCAGCUUCUUCAAGACGGGCGCCAGACUCAAGAGCAAAGACACAGGCAGCCAGGAGAAGCGUGGAGAGAGAGACAGUGGUUCUCCGAAUCCUUUGGCUGAUCAGAGAAGCGGCUCUCAAGGCAGAGAGGCUCUGAGCAAACCUGCAGGCAGCAGAGACGGUUCAGCAGAGGAGCCGGGUAAAAAGGCAGCCACGUCCCUCAUCCUUUUCGAGGAGGUUGAUGUCAUAUUUGAGGAUGACAGUGGAUUCCUGGCAGCAAUCAAGACCUUCAUGGCCACAACCAAGAGGCCUGUAAUCCUGACCACCAGCGAUCCAACGUUUAGUUCGUUGUUUGAUGGACAUUUUGAAGAAAUUCAUUUUAAAACCCCUUCAAUGGUGAAUGUCGGCAGCUACCUGCAGCUCCUGUGCUUGGCCGAGAACGUCCGAACAGACGCCAGGGAUUUUUCCUCCCUGCUCUCCUUGAACAAGUGCGACAUCAGGCGGAGCCUCCUGCACCUGCAGUUCUGGGUGCGCAGCGGCGGCGGACGGAAGCUGCACAGGCCCCUCCCCCCUCCAGCUGCCGAGGCUCCGGUGGGGGCGCCGCGGGGGGGCGGAGCCGCGGGGGGGGUAGAUGCAAAGGGCGCCGCCCCCCCUCCUGCGCGGGAGACGCCGCCGGGCCUGCCGCGCUGCGACACUGGCUGCACGGAGGCCAUGCUGGGCUUGCACAACAUCGCGCCUGCGCUUGACCCCCCAUCGGUGUUCAAGGGCCAGGUCUCCACAGUCCCGGGCAGCCAGAGGCGCUGGGUGCUGCUGGCCGAGUGCCAGAGGCAGGGGGUGGACCUGCUGUACUGCAAUCUGGAGGAGCUCCUGCCCUUGCCAGUCGGGGUCCUCCGGGGGCCUGUGGACGCACAGGUGGGCCCCCUCCCGACGGCCAGGCCCGAGGUGGGCGGGGAGCUCAGAGAGGAGGACAGUCCUGUGAAAGCCUCCCACGUGAUGAGGAGGAGGAGGUGGCUGGAGCUGAAGGGCAAAGACAUGUUCGAGUCCGAUUCGGAGUCGGAGGAAGGCUUCCUCUCGCUGAGGAAGACAGCUGCCCGUGCCUCGCGAGCUGAACCCGCGCAGGAGGGGGGCCCUGGUGACCCCGAGGUGCUCUCCAUCAAGACUGGAAACGAACCGAAAUCCGCAGCAGAGCAGAGGCGCAGCGAGCUGGUGUCCCGCUGCCUGGGCUCCCUGGCUGAGUUCCUGGACCACGCCUCUUUCCUGGACUCCUCCCUCUCCCCGGAGGCGCCGGGCGCGGAGGACAUCUGCAGGCGGGGCGGCUUCGCCUGGUCUGCGAGCCGCAUCAAGAACGGGCUCUCGGACGAGGAGCGGGUGGACGGGGACCCGUGGUGGAGGCGGGAUGACUGCGGGGAGAGGCGGGCCGCCCUGGCGGACCUGAGCCUCCGGAAGUGCCAGGCUGUGCUCUCGGAGUCGUGGGAGGCGUCCCAGGUUCUGUGUCAGGAGCUGGGCCGGGAUGCGAUCGAGGAGCUGACCCUCCCUGUCGGGCCACACAGGCAGGGCUUUAGCUUCUGCCCGGCCGCGCCCCUCGAUCCCAGUGUCCUGGCGCAGAGGGAAGCAGCGCUGAGGGACGUUUUCUCCAGCCAAGCCUUCGCCAGCCUGGGCAGCAGGCAGGCCGCGGCGGCGGAGUACCUGCCCACCCUGCGCGCCAUCUGCCGGUCCGAGAAGCUCAAGGAGCAAGGAAGGGUGAAGAGGAGGUUCCUGCACUACUUUGAUGGCAUUCACCUAUGCCUUCCCAAACACACCAUGGAUUUCCUGGCUGCAGACUUUCCUUGAUCUUAGAGGGUCUGCAUGGGACUGUCUCGGUGCCAUGAGGUGGUUAAAUGCCCUGUUUGUACGAUCUUUGUACAGCAGUGGAAAUAUUGCAGAGAUUGUGACUUCUAUGUGAAUGUCAGUGUACAUUUUAACAGUAGCCUUUAGUGUGUGAAGUUUCAAUUUUAUGUAUUUUAUUUUUGCAUUUCGUUUGAUAGAAAUAAAUUUGCAUUUGCUGUUUGACGGCAAAAUCAUUUGUACAAGAUCAUAUGUAACCUUUGUGUACUGGUGCUAUGUGUAUAUUUUAAAUUAAUAAGUGGAGGAAAUGAUACAGCAUAUGAACCAUGUUUUUGUACAUGAAAAAUACAAGGUGUUUGUUAUAAUAAUGGGGUCUUGAAGUAUCUGUAAGCCUUUUCUGCAGGCGACUCUGCUGUAUAAGAGGUGCCUGUGAUAGGUUAGGUGUAAAAAUGACUAUUCAGCCCAGACUUUGUUUGGUCUCUAAAGAUUCAUUAGCACCGUUCUUAAGGUUUUCAACCCCCGUGUCCUGGGUCAGUUCCUCUGGGUCCGGCCUUAAGUAGCUGAAGUAUUUCCUUCCCUGUGAUCUGCUGUAGCACGGCAGGGGUGGAGAAAAGGGACAAAAAAAAAUAAAGUCAUCGAGUCAAACAUACAAGCAGCUCAGCUGCCGGCAGCAAUUAGCACUGGUGUUAACGGGCCCCAGUGGAACAAACCCCAGCACGGAGAAGAAACGGUGCUAAAACUAGGUGCUUUAACACGGGAAGUACUGUGUAAUGCAGCAGAUGGUCAGUGAUGCCAGUGCAAUACAAGCCUCGUGUAUUUUGACAAUACUGUCUGUUCAGUGCCAGCUGUGACCAGGCUCCUCAAGGCUGGUUCUUAAAGCUCGCUGAUCUUUUUUUUUUUUUUAAAGAUCAGCAAAAG